UCAGUAGACUAUGCGCUCGGUCAGCUGAUUCCCGCUACGCACCUCCGCUCCAUCAGUCGUCUCGAUCUAUUGAUAUUCUCUACAAUCGAUAUUCAAGCCAAUGGCCUCAAAUUUAUAAAUAAGACACACAUGUAAGUCCCGCAUUGUAAUUCGGUUCACUCCUUUGAUGGCUUUGAUUGGGACCUUACUUCUUCAAAGAUCAAAGCAACAAGUUGAUAAACAUGUAGAUUUACUCAAGAACCUCCAGUAGGAUAAGUAGACAAGUGUCAAAGGAAAACUCACUGGAAACGUCAAGUUCGUUAAUACCAUGCACGUCUAACUUUCAUGCUGGAUAAUGAACUUUUCUCCAUGGAAGAAAAAGUUGUUAAUUUAGUUCUUAGAGAUAGUUGUUCAGUAGAAGUGGUUUUUGUACAUAAGUGUGCUCUGACUUGUGAUGAGGAUACCUGGAUACCUCCUUUCCUCCCCACGUGUGGUUUGAUCUCCUAGUCAGCGACUGAAUAGAACUGCAACAUCUCUUCAAUGGAAGUUUCCGUUGAUUAUUUACAGGAUCCUGGUCCCGAAUAUAAUACCAGUCUCUUAGAGGAACCUGAGGACCUGGACUCAUUGACGACUUUGUCACUUGUUUCUAUUGGGGUGUUCCUGUGCCUGCUGAUCUUCCUGUCGAUAGCGGGCAACAUCCUGGUGUGCGUGGCGAUCUACACGGACCGCGGCCUGCGACGCAUCGGCAGUCUGUUCCUGGCGUCGCUCGCCAUCGCCGACCUGUUCGUCGCCGCACUCGUCAUGACGUUCGCAGUCGUCAACGACCUGGCCGGCUACUGGAUGUUCGGGCCGCAGUUCUGCGACACGUGGAUCGCGUUCGACGUCAUGUGCAGCACCGCCUCCAUUCUCAACCUCUGCGCCAUCUCCCUAGAUCGCUACAUUCACAUCAAAGAUCCGCUCAGGUACAGCAGGUGGGUGACGCGGCGAGUGGCGUUGGUGUCGAUAGCGUGCGUGUGGCUGCUGGCUGCACUCAUCAGCUUCGUGCCGAUCUCGCUAGGCCUGCACCGGCCACAGGAGCCAUUGGUGUUGCAUUCGGGAGCCACCGCCUAUCCGACCUGCGCCCUCGACCUGACGCCGACCUACGCGGUCGUGUCGUCCUGCAUCAGCUUCUAUGUGCCGUGUGUCGUCAUGGUCGGCAUCUACUGUCGGCUCUACUGCUACGCGCAGAAACACGUGCAGAGCAUCCGUGCCGUGACUCGGCCACUCACGUCGCCGUCGCUCGCCACCACCGCCAGUGUGCACGCCUCCUCGCCCUACCACGUGUCCGACCACAAGGCCGCCAUCACUGUCGGCGUCAUCAUGGGCACCUUCCUGCUCUGCUGGGUGCCCUUCUUCUGUGUCAACAUCAUCGCUGCCUUCUGCAAGACCUGCAUCCCCGACAUGGCCUUCAAGGUGUUGACGUGGCUGGGCUACUCGAACUCGGCGUUCAAUCCGAUCAUAUACUCGAUAUUCAACACCGAGUUCCGGGAGGCGUUCAGGCGCAUCCUGACGGCGCACUACCCGCCGUGCUGCUGCGGGUGCGGGGGCUACAGCUCGGUGUCGCUGGCGUUGCGAGAGGGUCGGAAGCCGCAGGACUGCGCCACUCUCAAGGCCAACUCGCGCCAGCAGAAUGGCCGCUCCAGCGUCACGCCGCGGUCCUCCAUCGGGUCGCUGCGGCAGACGCGCGUCAACUCUAUGGACAAGGUCGUGCUCGAAGAGGAGACAUGUGCGAUCUGACCUAGUACCGAGGAUGAUGAAGCUGGCCAAAGCAUGCCCGACUUUCCCAGGGAGGAGCUCGUCUAGAUGCACAUUGCGUUUCGAUGCUAGUCAAAUAUUGUGCCAAAUUUCUUGAUGUACAACAAUAUGGGGUUGUGGUCAUCAAGCUGUAUAAUACUGCUUCGAAGUCAAACGUUGACCAGCUACCAGUGCUAACUAACCCUUCCGGUGAUUUGAAAGCAGAUAGUAGAGUUCAUGAUAAUUGAGUCGUCAACACAAAUCAUAUCAUUCGUGUGAUAUGUUCUCUCAAACUGAUAUGUUUAAUUUGGUUCGGACAUUCAUCAGUACUGUGUCAUUGUUUAUAUGACAACAUCAAGACUCAUAUCAACCAUGGUUCAUAGUUAUGACUUUGGUUUUAUAUGAGCAUUACUCAAGGCUUAUUAGUUAAUUAUACUGUGAGUGUUGCACUUCGUCGACGCCUUCAAGUACGAUGCAGCCUUCAAUAACAUACAUUUUGUGGGUCACUCCAAUGCUUACUGGUUACCGGCAUGCAGUGCAAAAUAAAUCAUUAGAUAGAUUGUACUUUUCUGUCUCCUACACAGUUUAAUUUGUACUGCACAUCGGUAAUUCGUGAAAACAGGGACCAUCUCAUUUCUGUCUCAUUGUCCACUAGAUGAAUUAUAGAAGUAUCUGAUUCAAAGCCUUCUCUGAUUUAUAAUGAAUUCAAUUUGUAGGUCAUUGGAAAUAAUGAUAGAGGUCGUACAAUAAUCAGUUCAAGACAGUCUACAUCAAGAAAUGAUGGUUCUCAAAUUUUCAUCCAUUAUCAAAUGGGUGCUUCCACCCGUUUUGGUUUGAAUGGUUGAAAUAAUUUUCAAAAUAAUGAGUUCUAAUCAAUAUGCAAUCAACACUUAUUAUUAUUAUUUCAUGGAUCAUAAUAUUAUCAUGAAACCUGAACACAAUGAUUUUUCUCAGAUGAGACAUGUUGAGUUGAUAUAUUAAUUCAUAAUGAAAUGAAAUACAUUUUUCUAUUACAUUUUCAGUAUCAAUCCUGAUUAUAGGAUUGGAUCUUGUGUCCUCCAAAUGUCUCUUCAAUAUUUCGUCUUUUCUCAACUUGUAUUGACUAAUCUAAUUUUCUAUUUGUAUUUGAAUCUGCAAUUUACAUUUAUCAAAUGGGUCAGAUCCAUUAAAACUAGCUAGAUUUGAAAAAAUAUUUAAUAUUUUGAAAAAAGAAUGUAACAUUGAUUCUCUCUCAGGAGAGACACAACAAUCAACAGAAGAGAAGAUGAAAUUUCAUUUAAUGGAGAUCAAUUCUUCACUAGAGACUAUUCCAUCUCAUUCAUAGAGACAAACCUAAUCCUGUCAGAGCUCUCAAUUGGCUCAAAGAAGUGGGAAUUAUCUGAGCUAGCCCGAAAGCGAUUUACGGAAACAUUACGUUCAAGAGUAUUUCCAGCUACCGUACUUCUUCCAGUUAGUAAACAGUUUUCCAACAAUAAAACUUUUCUAGGGUGCUUGCAGUGAGUUUUCCAUUUUCUCUCAGCAGCUGGGCAGCUUACACUACUAGUGCUUUCGAAACUUUCAAACGGUCUCUUGACUCUCAGUGAUAAUGAGGGCUGAAAAGUGGUUUAGCAAUAAGUACAGGAAAGGUUGUAUUAGAGAGUGAGUAUCUGAAAGCAUCAAACUACUUCCAUUGACAGAAUUUUCAUUUCUUAUAAUAGAAAAAUUGAACUGCUACCAUUAUUUAUCUAUUCAUUUAUUUGUCUUGGUGCAAUUAAGCCUGCAAUAUUCCAUUAUAUAUUAUUAUCCAACUCUUGGCCCAAAUUAUCUCAUACAAUUAUUUUCUCCAUAAUUUUAUACUGAGGAUGAUAUUUGAGUGAUUGUUCAAUAUUCAGCUCUUCAACUCCACGCUGAUCAUGUUUUGAAAUUGAAUCAAUUUCAGUAAUUAUCACUAAGUUCACCAUGGCUGAUAUAGGAGUUUUUUGUCACCUAAGAACAGUAGUAAAUGUUGACAGGAAGCCAUCUGGAGCUACAAUCGCAGACAUCAAGAUACACUGAACUCUAAAAACCUAUUUUUACAAUAAAAUGUGAAGAUCGAUAAUAUAAAAAACAAUAUUGAGUGAUUUGAAUGCCGAUGUAAAUAAUGAUUCACCGUAUGUGAAAACCCAUCUCAUGCAAUAUUAGUUGAAGUAAUAUAAUAAUGCGACUGAACUCAAAUGUGGAAAUGUAUCGAUGUUUGAAGCUCUAUAAUUAUUUGGUGUUCGUUGAUCUCAAUCUCUUCUCUAAAUAACUAUUCAUUGUGAUAAAUAGACAAAGAUAGGAAUGUAAAUAAGAAUAACAAUAAGGAUGCAAUGAAGAAUGAUUCUUCACAUUAGAUUCUAAGAGACUUUUAGUCGAUAAAUUGUUAUAAUGUGAUAUUGAAUGCAUUAUUGUAUUAUGUAUAAAAAUGACUCUUUACCUCGACUCCGUCGUAAAUUAUGUUGGAUAUUUUCAAUAAUAUAACUUAUUAAGUUGGUGGUUUAAAUUUUCCAUUACUCUGUGAGUAAUUCACUCAUUGAAUAAAGCAAUGAUACCCUUUUUAUUAAUGUAAUAAAAUAUUGCUUAGUUUUUCAAGAUAA
This is a messenger RNA of Nilaparvata lugens (brown planthopper), 4346 nucleotides long. RefSeq names its product dopamine receptor 1. The transcript is spliced from 5 exons. Lineage: Eukaryota; Metazoa; Arthropoda; Insecta; Hemiptera; Delphacidae. Gene Ontology annotation, cellular component: membrane. Bases 520 to 1755 code for a protein of 411 amino acids. Gene Ontology annotation, molecular function: G protein-coupled receptor activity. The record is from RefSeq and is a predicted model, not a curated record. Gene Ontology annotation, biological process: adenylate cyclase-activating adrenergic receptor signaling pathway.